GCUCACUCUACCCACCAACUUCUGCACAUAAUCUAAAGUUCACAAGAACUCUAGAUUAACAUUCAUUUUCACGUUUUCAAAAGAAACGAAAAAGUUUUAAAAUUUGUAACAAAGUCUAUUCACCCCCCCCUCUAGACUUUGUAUCUCACCACUUCGGGACCACCAAAAGGCGACCAGAGGAAUGCCCGGGAGUGCUAUGCCCGAGCAGUCAAGAAGAUGACCAAGGGGGUCAAUGUCAUCUCCCAAGAGAUCAUAAAGGGAGAGACCCAUAAGAAAUUGGAGCCCGAGGCCGAGAUGGUGGAAAUCGAACUUCACCCGGGUGAUUCUUCGAGGAUGGUCAGAAUUGGAGCAAAUCUCCCCGAGGAUCUCAAGGCAGAGAUUACAUGGGUCCUCCAAGAAUACGCAGGCAUAUUUGCAUGGAGCGUGGCGGAUAUGCCCGGAAUAGAUCACUCUGUUAUCUGCCACCGGUUGGCCGUGAAGGAAGGAAGUCGACCGGUACGUCAGAAGAAGCGGUACCUGGCCAGUGACCGGCGAGACUUCGUCAAGAAGGAAGUGAAGGAUCUCCUCAGUGUUGGGUUCAAGAUCUACCAUGCAAUCGUCUUCAACUUCAAGCUGACGAACAAUGAGGCAGAAUAUGAAGCUCUGGCUGGAGGGCUCAGCCGCGUCAGUAUCAAAUCUGACUCUAGCCUGAUUGUUGGGCAAGUGACCGGUAACAUGGAAGCAAGGGAAGGACGCAUGACACAAUACAAGGAGCUCGUGCUCGCCCUGUUGAAAGGCUUCGAGGAAUUCAAGAUCGCCCAAAUUCCCCGGGCGGAGAACGCGGAUGCAGACCUUCUCUCCAAGUUGACGUAGUAUUCCCCCGAGCAUGUUUCGAAACUUGCCCGGGCGGAAAUCCUGGAUUGAGCCAGCAUCUAAAAAUUGGAAUUCGCCGCUAUAACAGCCGGAAGCCAAUCUGACCGGUCAAACCUGGUCGGGGUGGACGACCAUUGGAUGUAUGAUCUGAUGGAAUAUUUGAUGAAUGGGAGCUUGCCAGAACAAGAUGACCGGGCAAGAAAAGUGAAGCUCAGGG
Messenger RNA from Cuscuta campestris, 1069 nucleotides. The record is from the annotation of a GenBank genome assembly. Lineage: Eukaryota; Viridiplantae; Streptophyta; Magnoliopsida; Solanales; Convolvulaceae.